UUCUACUUGUAUUUCUGUCAAAUAUUCCUUAAAAUGUCUUCCAGAUUUGGCAAACAAAACGAUACAAAAUUGGAUUUGGAAGGGGAAGAGCUUCAUUUCAACGAUAGAUUGAGACAUUCAAACAAUGCAUUAGACGAACUUUUGGCACAAGGAGAAUAUACUUUACAAAAUUUGAAAGAACAGCAUCACGAACUUAAAGGAGUUAAGAGGAAAAUUUUGGACGUUGGACAAUUGUUUGGUCUUUCAAACACAACUUUGCGAAUGAUAGAAAAAAGGUUAGAAGAGGAUUGGCUACUUUUUUUGAUUUUAUGUGUUCUUUUUAUAAUUUUUAUGUAUUGCUUCUAUCGGUAUUGGAAAGGCUAA
Molecule: messenger RNA, 363 nt
Organism: Meloidogyne enterolobii
Lineage: Eukaryota; Metazoa; Nematoda; Chromadorea; Rhabditida; Meloidogynidae
Source: the annotation of a GenBank genome assembly